AUGAUCGGUAUAGGGGUGAGUUUCAGGUGGAAGCCGCUGUUACACGUUUCACUUGCAUCGCCAGAGAGAUCGUGUAAGGUAUAUAAGUGCACAUCAUGUGAUAGGCUGGGACGAUACGUCCCUGUGAAGGUAAUUGGCGAUUGCUUCAUGGAGGACCCUGUAAUGCUAAGGCAUUGUUGUCUACCAAAGAAAUUCAUGGUCAAUGUCGUACAAAGAAUAAUUUUUGAAAAAAUGCAAGAAAUACGGAGAGACUCUAGAUAUGCAGAUGUUCGGGCCAGAAGAGUUUGGCAGGAUUUGUUGGAGGAGAUCCCUGAAAUGCCCCACAUUAGCGCGGAAGAGCUCCUUGAAAUCGUCGACGAAUAUCAUGCUGAGGGCUACGCAAGGCGUAGACGUACGAUCGCACGGACGACGGUCGAGAAAGCAGUCGAAAAUGGCCUUACGGCAAUAGUCGCCGAUGGAGUUCAUAAGUUACCACCCGAUGUUUUGGGGGAGAAUGCUCAACUAUAUACUCUACAUGCAACUUCCAGUUCCACGCAGUCAUCCUGCUUUUUCAAAGUGUGCCAGCUUCUUGCCAGCUUCUUCUUCUAUCUGAAAGAUAAAUGGUAUUGCGGCCCGUUCAAGUCCCUGUGGCAGAAAUGGGACAAACGCGAUCUCCGAACGUCGAAUAUUGCGGAGUCAUAUCAUAGAGUUCUUCGCGUACUGAUUCCGGAGCGACACGCCUCGGUUCGUAGAACAUUAACUUGCAUACGCGGGGCCGAUGUCAGGGCCAUGGCAACAUUGCGCAACUUGGAGAGAGAGAGUUGGACUGACUUUGAGCUGAUAUAA
Messenger RNA from Cylicocyclus nassatus, 825 nucleotides. The record is from the annotation of a GenBank genome assembly. NCBI's taxonomy places the organism in Eukaryota, Metazoa, Nematoda, Chromadorea, Rhabditida, Strongylidae.